UAGACCGUUCAGUUGCCUGUGAUUCUUCGUUGACGGCGGACGCGAAAAUCGGAGGAAAAACCAGAGGAAAAUCCCAGAAGAGAUUUUCCAGCUGAGGAGAAAACUGUCUUCGACGGCAGGCUGAAGUAUUGUCAUUGUGCGGUUAAGAACUGAUAGCGAAAGUGAGAGUGAGGGAGUGAAAGGAGACCAAACAAGUGCCGGAACGUGCUCGAGUGCCUCCAUCCUUGCGGGUUUUUGGUUUUUGUGUCUCGAGCCCCUGCUCUCCACGUAUUUUCAUAUAUAUAUAUAUCGUAUACGCCGUGUUGACACGUCGGCGGUCGCCAGUUUUCGGUUUUUAUUUAUACCCUCUGUUUUACGUACUUUUUCCCGUGGUUAGCCGGGCCAAAAACUUUUCGCCCUUCCGCCCUUGUCUCAGGGCCCAACAAUAAUACUUAACGGCCAGUGUGAGAGUUCAAGUUUAACUGACUGCAAACCAACUUGAAAUUAAAUCAAUUUGCCAAAGCAUCUGGCGGCGGGGGAGGACUCAACUCAGCUCAGUCCAUUUACGAUGAGCAGAAUAUCACAGGAGGCUUUCUGAGCGGCCAAGGGGUUUUUGGCCUGGCCAUCGAGUAAGGAGCUCAAUUCCGCCGGCGACGGAAAUGGCUGCUUAAGUGGUGCGCAUCCGAACCGGAACCACCGGCAGCAAGUCGAGCACACAACCACCACUCAACUCAUUAGCCGCCGAGCCGUAAAGAUGGCCAACUUGAGCUGGAUGAGCACCACCAUGGCCACCAUCACCACGACGCCGUUGCCGUUGGUCAGCACCACCACCAACUGGACACUGACCUCGCCGGUGACCACGAGCGUUGUGCUGGCCGACGACGAUGACAGGAGUGGCGGUAUCAUCCACAACCAGUUCGUGCAGAUCUUCUUCUACGUCCUGUACGCCACCGUCUUCGUUUUGGGAGUCUUUGGUAAUGUCCUGGUUUGCUAUGUGGUCCUGAGGAAUCGAGCCAUGCAGACGGUAACGAAUAUAUUUAUCACGAAUCUGGCCCUUUCGGACAUCCUGCUGUGCGUCCUGGCUGUGCCAUUCACCCCACUCUACACGUUCAUGGGUCGUUGGGCCUUCGGAAGGAGCCUCUGCCACCUGGUGUCCUUCGCCCAGGGCUGCAGCAUCUACAUAUCCACGCUGACGCUCACCUCGAUCGCAAUCGAUCGGUACUUCGUGAUCAUCUACCCCUUCCAUCCGCGCAUGAAGCUCUCCACCUGCAUUGGGAUCAUAGUGAGCAUCUGGGUGAUAGCCCUGCUGGCCACCGUGCCCUACGGCAUGUACAUGAAGAUGACCAAUGAGCUUGUCAACGGGACGCAGGCAGCGAACGAGACCCUGGUGGAGGCCACUCUGAUGCUGAACGGCAGCUAUGUGGCCCAGGGAUCGGGAUCGGGCUUCAUCGAGCCGCCGGAUGCCACCUCGGCGGCCCAGGCCUACAUGCAGGUGAUGACGGCUGGAUCGGCGGGUCCGGAGUUUCCCUAUGUGCGGGUGUACUGCGAGGAGAACUGGCCGUCGGAGCAGUACAGAAAGGUGUUUGGGGCCAUCACCACCACGCUGCAGUUCGUGCUGCCCUUCUUCAUCAUCUCCAUUUGCUAUGUGUGGAUCUCAGUGAAGCUGAACCAGCGGGCCAGGGCCAAGCCGGGAUCGAAGUCCUCAAGGAGGGAGGAGGCGGAUCGGGAUCGCAAGAAGCGCACCAAUCGCAUGCUCAUCGCUAUGGUGGCCGUCUUUGGACUCAGCUGGCUGCCCAUCAACGUGGUCAACAUAUUCGAUGACUUUGAUGACAAGUCCAACGAGUGGCGCUUCUACAUCCUGUUCUUCUUCGUGGCCCACUCGAUCGCCAUGAGCUCCACCUGCUACAAUCCCUUCCUGUACGCCUGGCUGAACGAGAACUUUCGCAAGGAGUUCAAGCACGUGCUGCCCUGCUUCAAUCCCUCGAACAACAACAUCAUCAACAUCACCAGGGGCUACAACCGGAGUGACCGGAACACCUGUGGCCCGCGUCUGCAUCAUGGCAAGGGGGAUGGCGGGCUGGGCAGCCUGGAUGUCGACGACCAGGACGAGAACGGUAUCACCCAGGAGACGUGUCUGCCCAAGGAGAAGCUGCUAAUCAUUCCCAGGGAGCCGACCUACGGCAAUGGCACCGGUGCAAUGUCGCCCAUUCUCAGUGGACGGGGCAUCAAUGCGGCCCUGGUCCACGGCGGUGACCAUCAGAUGCACCAGCUCCCGCCGUCGCACCAUCAGCAGGUGGAGCUGACGAGGCGGAUCCGCCGGCGGACGGACGAGACGGACGGGGAUUACCUGGACUCCGGCGACGAGCAGACCGUGGAAGUGCGCUUCAGCGAGACGCCAUUCGUGAGCACGGACAACACCACUGGGAUCAGCAUCCUGGAGACGAGCACGAGUCACUGCCAGGACUCGGAUGUGAGGGUCGAGCUGGGCGAGGGAAUCGGAGCAGGCGGCGGGGGAGAGCUCGGGAGACGAUUAAACUGAGAUAGGAUAUUCGAAACGCAUUUCUAGGCAUCUUUGAGGACGGAGUUUUAUUGAAUUGUGCCAGUAAUUCAAGCCAAAAUAAUGCAGGGAAAUGUCAGCUGGAUCUCGGAAGUCCUUUUGUAAACCACACUCAACAGGGAUGAGCAGAAAAAUGCUGAUAAAUGGCAAACCAAGUGACAACGAUGUGGCAAGUGAUGGAGAAGGGGAGGUUGUCUAGCAAUUGGCUGAAACAGCUACACAAGUCAAUGAUAUCAGAUGUAUAUAUAUAAAUGUUCUAUGGGUGUGACUGGGUGGGGUAAUGGGGGUUCUGAUGUGUGUGUGUGUGGGGGGGGCCUGGGGCAGAACCGCCUCUUUAUACUUUAUACUGCUAUUUUUUGCCGAAUUUUCCGUUGCCAUUCAGGCCGCGACAAUUGCCGGGCCAUUUCGCAUAUUUACAAUGCCUCGAAGGGUGAUUCCAGCCGCUCUCCGAAGAACAGUUUGCCUUUGUCGCUUUCAAUUUGUACCUAACAACUGUCAGACAUUUGUCGUUUGGGCCAGGCUUUCGCCAGUCACACGGAAUUAAAUUUCGAGCGCUGGUUUUUCGGCCCAAUUGUGUGGAAAUAUGUCAACUCAAGGCCUCCCACCUCUAACUCGUUGUUGGCCCUGCAGAACAGAAGAAAAAUAAUUUGCUCGACUUGAAAAAAGCAAACAUUUCCACGGCUGAUGGAGCACCAUAGGGCCAAAAAAUAAAUAAAUAAAACCUGGCAUGAGAAAGCUGACAUUGAUGAGAUUUGCACGGGCCAACAGAACCAGAUCGAUGAAUUUACGAGUAUUGAAGCUGACUGACAGCUGACAUGGCCAAAAAUUCGCCAGCAGGCAUUCAAAAAAAUAGUAACUCGAAACGUCAUGAUAGCAUAUUUUAACCCACUUCUUAAUUCCGAAAAUGCAACAAAAAAAUAGGUUUUAUCAAUUUAAUAGCUGUCAUAUUCACCUGUAUAUUUUUAAUACAUUACAAAUCAUUUUAGUUCCAGCAAUAUCAGUGCGGUUAUAGCUAAAUUUAAGGCCACGUGUGUGCAUAAUAAAAUAACUAACUUUAACUGCUGGCAGACGGAGCAUAAAACUAUUUUAUCACAAAAUAUUUCAUAGCAAAUAAAUGUGUCAGGUGUAAGACAGCCGACGAAGCCAUUUUUAUAUGUGUAAGGUGCUCGACAAGCUUGUAAAGUGUUUUUGAGCCUAGGCAUAAAUAAAAAAAAUAUAAAUUGGCAUUAACAUGUAAGCGCAUCAAAUGCUUAAAAUAAAUGGAGUACGGAAAUGGGAUGGCAAAAAUAUGCAGACCCAAAAACCAAAAGUACGCAAAAUUGUGCUGACCAUGAGCCCCGCUUUUGAAAGUUUGAGUCUGACUUGAAUUAGGCUUUCGAAAACAUGUCACAUGCUUUGGUGUACUUUUGGUUUUUCCUGCUUUGAGAUCACAUGUUUCCACUGCGUAUACGUAAUUAUAGUUAAUCUUAGUCAGUGUUUUACUAUAGUAAGUUAGAAAUUGCUGAGAUUUAAGGGAAUACUCAUUGAUUGAUCGAUAAAAUAAAGGUAAUUCAGAAUGGCAUUAAAGUACGAAAGGGUCUCAUCAAAGUCUUAAGAAAACCCAAUAAAACUUAAAUAAAUUAGUAUAGAACAAUUUUAUGAAUUCUAAGCUACAAUUAAAUGUUGGCUGUUGUAUCAAUGUAUUACGAACGAAUUAUUUAAGCUAUGGAAACUUGGAAAGGCAUUUUUAUAGAUAAAAAAUAAUUAUAUGCGUAGGCUAAAUAAAUUAUAAAAAUAUUCUUAGCAUCAUACAAAAAUCAUAAUAGCCAAAGUGAAAUUCAAUUUAAGCUAGGUUUUAAAAUAUGAAUGAAUAUGGUUUAAGCUUAGGUGGUAUAUCCAUGAAAUUUUUAGAAAUAAGUAAUAGUAUCUUAAGAAAAAUGUUGUUGACUCAACACCCACUAGUUAAGGGUUGUGUUUGUAGCAUGUACGCGUUAAAAAAAAAAGUGCACAAUUGGAAAUUACAAAUUAAAAUAAACAGAUCAAUGUGGAAAUAAAAAAAUAUUAAAGCUACGUAAUAUUGCAUGUUAAAAAAAGAAAUUGAGGAUUAAAACUAAUAUCACCAAUGAGACACAGCUGAGUAUUAAAACUAAAGUAAAAACUAUACGCAUGUAGCAGAAAAAGAUGAUUUAAAAUACGGAUUACCGACACACGAAUAAAUAAUGGAUGUUGAAACAAAG
Molecule: messenger RNA, 4752 nt
Organism: Drosophila suzukii
Lineage: Eukaryota; Metazoa; Arthropoda; Insecta; Diptera; Drosophilidae
Gene: sNPF-R
Product: short neuropeptide F receptor
Biological process (GO): G protein-coupled receptor signaling pathway
Cellular component (GO): plasma membrane; neuron projection
Molecular function (GO): neuropeptide Y receptor activity; neuropeptide binding
Source: RefSeq, a predicted model, not a curated record